UUAACAUAACUAACGAGUAGUGAGUAAAAAACAACUUUUCAUCUCUUCUUUGAUGUGUUAUGAUUGCGAAAAUAGUGUUAAGUAAAAAUUUAACUAAAAAAAAAAAAAUAGUUUACGUAUAAUAAUCACGUCUUUAGAUCACUAUAAGAAUCAAUGUAAUAUAAAUAAAUAAGAAACGACACUCAAAAUGAUGAUUUACCAUUGUAAUUUUCAUUCGUUUUAACUCACUACUUAGAACUUACAAAUAAUAAUAAUGUCGGGAUCAAAGCGUUAUGGAUCUAGCUCAUCAUAUUCUUCACACAGUCCUCCAGUUCCUGAACGAUGGAUUAAAUGCCCUCGUAAAUCUUUCACAGCUAUAACUGAUAAAUUUGUGGCAUUCAAAACACCAUUGGAUAGUAAAUAUGAUGAACAAGUACCUAUCAUAAAUAGGUUCAAUACAGAGAUGUUGUUCUCAUCAAUGGCUAAUAUGAAGGUUUGUUUAGGAUUAUGGAUUGAUCUAACAAAAACAAGCCGUUUUUAUGAUAAAUCUGAAAUAGAAAACAUGAAAUGUGGUUAUGUAAAAAUCCCUUGUGCGGGUCAUGACCAUCCACCUACUAGAGAACAAGCUCAAUUAUUUGUGGAUAUAUGUUCAAAAUUUGUUGAUAAAAAUCCUUUGAAAUGUAUAGGUGUUCAUUGCACUCAUGGUUUUAAUCGAACUGGAUUCAUGAUAGCUACUUAUUUAAUAGAAAUAUUGGAUUUUGAUGUUACUAGUGCUAUAGCUCAAUUUGCGGCAGCUAGACCUCCAGGAAUUUACAAACAAGAUUAUAUAGUUGAGUUAUUUCAGCGGUACUCAGAUGAAAAACCUAUUUUAGCUCCAGAACUUCCAGAUUGGUGUUUGGAAUCAGUAGAUGACAACCAUCUUUCAAAUCGACAUGAAUCAUCCUCACGACAUAAACAAGAGUUUAGGGAACAGGAUUCUAAAGAUAGACGAGAAUAUGAACCCAAUAACAAACGAUCAAGAAAUGAGAUAAAUAAUCAAAAUCCAGUCUUUAUGGAGGGUGUGUCAGGUGUUUCAGCUAUUUUUGAUCAACCCAGAUUAGGAAACAUUCAAAAAACAGUUCAAAACUUAUGUAAAUGGAAUAGAAAUGGAUUUCCUGGUUCACAACCUGUUUCUAUGGAUAUCAAAAAUAUGAAAUUAUUAAGUACAAAACCUUAUCGUGUAACAUGGAAAGCUGAUGGUACUAGGUACAUGAUGUAUAUCCAAGGUGAAAAUGAAAUUUAUUUUAUUGAUAGAGACAACAGUGUAUUUGAAGUAGAAGGUUUAAAAUUUUUGCAUAGAAAAAACCUAGAUCAUCAUUUAAAAGACACAUUAUUGGAUGGCGAAAUGAUCAUUGAUAAAGUUGAUGGUCAAAAUAUACCUCGCUAUCUAGUAUAUGAUGUUGUUGCAUUUGAAGGCUUUGAUGUUGGUAAAGAACCAUUUUUUCCAAACAGAUUAAUGCUAAUUGAAAUAGAUAUAAUAAAACCAAGGCACCAAGCUAUGAUUACUGGCCGUUUAAAUAAAACUCAUGAACCAUUUAGUAUACGUUUAAAACAGUUCUAUGAUAUUAAUGCUACUGAUAAGUUGCUCGGAAAUUUUAGUAAAAAUUUAUGUCACGAACCUGAUGGUCUCAUAUUCCAACCGUCAACUGAUUCUUAUGUAGCUGGUACGUGCCCUGAAGUACUGAAAUGGAAACCAUUAGAAUUAAAUUCUGUUGAUUUUAGACUUAAAAUUGUUACAGAGGGUGGAACUGGUAUGUUGGAGUCAAAAGUGGGAUAUUUGUAUGUAGGUGGUAAACAUGAACCUUUCUCUAAAAUGAAAUACACUAAAGAAUUAAAAAACAUGGAUGGAAAAAUAAUAGAAUGUAAAUUUGAAAAUGGGAAUUGGAAGUUUAUGCGUGAACGCGUUGACAAAUCUUUUCCUAACGCUCUUAAAACUGCAAUAGCUAUUUGCCAUAGUAUUGAAACUCCUGUAACAAAAGAAAUUCUCUUGAAGUAUAUUCAACAAGCUUCAUAUAGACAAUGAAAUAUAUGUAUAUUUUUAUAUUAGCUUUAAAUGUUUCACUAUA
Sipha flava (yellow sugarcane aphid) is the source of this 2084-nucleotide messenger RNA. Its product is annotated as mRNA-capping enzyme-like. Gene Ontology annotation, biological process: 7-methylguanosine mRNA capping; dephosphorylation. The coding region runs from base 254 to 2041 and encodes 595 amino acids. Gene Ontology annotation, molecular function: mRNA guanylyltransferase activity; ATP binding; mRNA 5'-triphosphate monophosphatase activity. The transcript is spliced from 14 exons. Lineage: Eukaryota; Metazoa; Arthropoda; Insecta; Hemiptera; Aphididae. The record is from RefSeq and is a predicted model, not a curated record.